This is a messenger RNA of Podarcis lilfordi (Lilford's wall lizard), 5168 nucleotides long. The record is from the annotation of a GenBank genome assembly. Lineage: Eukaryota; Metazoa; Chordata; Lepidosauria; Squamata; Lacertidae.
ACAGAGAUGGCAGAAUUAUGCCCUGGCUACAAGUUGUUUACCUUUCAAUAAGGCCUGGAGACAUAUUCUUGUAUCCAGCAAAGCCUGGAAAGUCCAGAGUUUGGUGGGAGCCAAUUCAGGCAAAUGCAAACAAUAUAAAACAGGCUGCAGAAGGGACUUUACAGGACAGGUUUCGCUUUCCCUUAGCAACAUCAGAUGACCCAUGACUCAUCUCACAACAGCCCCCAGAGAGGUGAGCACACCCUCAAAAGGUUUUCCCUCCACCAAUGGGAUUGGGCAGUUGAAGUUCCUCUUUUCUUUUUCUUUUUCUUUUUGCUGCCUCCUCCCCUGCUUUGCCUGCCCUCUUUGAAAACCUCCAGAAAAGAAAAGGAAUUGAGAAAGAGAGAAGCAAGCAGAGGAGCUGGGAAGACACAAAUCAGGUAAGGCACAACUUUUUGGGACCUCUAGAGGGGCAUCUCUUAGGUAGGCUCUCAUAUCAUCGCUGUUUUGCUUUUUCGUGGGUGCAGUUCGGUCCUCUCCUGGCAAAUUCAUCUUGUGCAGCUGAAGUGGGUUUGGUGCUCUUGUGCAGCAAACACAUCCCCCCCCCCCGCCAGAAAAAAAGAGGACUCUUCUCCUGUAUGAACUCUAUAAGAAAUUGUGUGGGGAAAAGUGUGAGGCAACCAUUGCUAUACAGGAUAUAUAACCUUCACGCAAACAAAUCAGAAUAAAUGCUCAAAAAACAGGUCAUUUGGAAGCAACCUUUGGAGAAAGCUCAGGGCCCAUACCAGUAUUCUGUCAGAAAUGGUCCCAUCCCUGACUUUUAUUUGACAUACCCACCCCUCCCCAAGCACUGCUUGUCAUAAAUAGUAACUGGAUAGCUCAGUCGGUAGAGCAUGAGACUCUUAAUCUCAGGAUCAUCCCAUAUUGUGAAAAAGGUUCCUGCCUUGCCCAGGUUUGAACUAUUUGACCCUCUUGGUCCCUUCCAAUUCAAUGAUUAACACAGGGCAAAUAGCACCAGGGACAGGCUGGUUUUUCAAGAGAAAAAUGUCACAGGCCCUCAAUCCUAAUUGGAAACAGGCUCCAUGUUAGGCACCCAGGCUGUUUUUCUCUCUAAAAUGAAAGUGGCCGGGUGAACAUACCUCAUUUGUAGCUUGACCAUUAGGAUUUUGCAACAAAAACAAUACCAUAUAUAUGGGUGUUCCAUGUCCCACUGCUGUUGUGAAUGGUGAUUAUUUUGCAUGCAUUUUAUUUAUAUUUUGAUAAAUAUGAUGUCAAUAGGUUUUUAACUUUUGAUUUUAUUGCUAUUUUAAUGAUUUUUGUAUUCUGGAAGUUUUUGUUCAUUAAACAGUAUAUAAAUCUUGUGAGACAAAUACAUUUCAGGUUUUUAAAAAAUAAAUACUUUAUUAGAAAAGAAAGAAGAAAUUACACACAAAACAAACUUAAAGAACCAGACAUAUUUACCAUAAGAAAUGUUAUCUAAUGAAAACCUUAGAUAUAUUGAAAUAUAAUAAGAACAUAGGAAGAAUCCUCCUGGGUCAGGCCAAAGGCCACUCUUGUCAUAGAAUAUAUAGAAUUGUAGCGUUGAAAGGGACCUUGAGUGCCAUCUAGUCCAACCCCCCGCAAUGCAGAAAUCUCAACUAAAGUAUCCAUGACAGAAGGCCAUCCAACCGCUGUUUAAAAACCUCUAAGAAAGGAGACUCCACAACCUCCUGAGGGAGACCGUUCCAUUGUCAGAAAAUAUUUUCUGAUGUUUAGUUGAAAUCUCCUUUCUUGUAAUUUGAAUCCACUGGUUCGAGUCCUACCCUCCAGAGCAGGAGAAAACAAGUUUGUUCCAUCCUCCAUAUGACAGCCGUUAAGUUAUUUGAAGAUAGCUAUCAGAUCUCCUCUCAGUCUCCUCUUUUCCAGGCUAAACAUACCCAGCUCCUUCAACCGUUCCUCAUAAAGUUUGUUUCCAGACUUUUGAUCAUCUUGUUGCCCUCCUCUGCACACGUUCCAGCUUGUCAACACCCUUCUUAAACUGUGGCGCCCAGAACAAGACACCAUAUUCCAGAUGUGAUCUGGCCAAGGCAGAACAGAGUGCAAAAUAGUCUCUCAUCCAAGGCAGAAUAGUCCAGCAUCCUCUUCUCACAGUGGCCAACCAAAUACCAGCAGGAAGCCCACAAGCAUAAAGACCUCUUUUAAAAACCUACAUUGACAUUUUAGCAUAGAAGCGGGCAAAAAAGAAACACGAGGCAAUUUUCUUGAGGUGAACUGAAGUCCACAAAAACUUUAUAAAUGUGUUUUGUUUAUUAGAGGCUACAUGACAUGUGUGUUGUUUUUCAGGGCUGUGCAUGUAAGUGGCCUUUCCCUUUCUCCAGGAUGGCACUUUGGCUUUGGCCUCUCCUGAUUUUCCUGAGGGCAGAAGAUGCAGGAGCCCAGGAUCCAGUCAGCUUCAAGGCCUGUAAGAGGGAUCCUGGCGAGAAAGUGCUGGAGGUGCUGCCAGGGGGUGGCUGGGACAACUUGCGCAACAUAGAGAUGGGAAUGGUGAUGAGUCUCAACUACUCCCAGUGCCGGACCACAGAAGAUGGCGAAUACCUCAUUCCCAACGAUGUCUUUGUGCUGCCCCUCAAGAAGAGCACAGUGGAACUGCACUCUGAGAUCAUUCAGGACUGGCAAAACUACACGGAUGCCUUUGCCCAGUCUGUCAACACUGACAUUUCCUUCCUUCCGGUGCUUAACGGAAAGUUCUCGGAUGGCUCCCAGGAGACCAAGGUGCACAAUGUCUAUGACGAGACAGUCACCACACGGGUGCAGGUCCGGUACCACAUCUACUCCGUCAAAGCUCUCCCGUCCAUGGCUUUCCACAAGGAGUUUCGCCGUCAGCUUGUGAACAUAGGCAACCACCUAGAGAACAAGCAGAGACGGUCUGCCGAGUACCUCGCAGAGCUGCUGGUGCUCAACUACGGCACACACGUCCUCACAGAUUUGGAAGCUGGAGCCAGCCUGAUACAGGAGGACCAGGUGAAGCGCAAAUUUCUGUUGGAAAAGGCCUCAGAGAAAGCAGGCAUCACUGCCUCAGCAUCAGUGACGUUUUUCAGCAAGGUGAACGUGGGAAUGGGCUUCUCCUCACAGGUCUGGGAUAAUCUGACUAAGAGCUACAUCGACAACACGGUGGAUUCCAAGAUGGAGGGCUGGGGCAGUGUGCCCUUCUACCCUGGCAUCACCCUCCAGAAGUGGCAGGAAGGCAUCCCUAACAGCUUAGUGGCUAUAGGCAAGUCUGGGAGGCCUCUGCCAUUCUUCAUCACUCCCGAAGCUUUGCCAGAACUGCCCGAGCCUACCGUUCGGCGAGUGGCCACUGUGGUGGAAAAGGCCAUCCUCCUCUAUUAUGCUGUCAACACCCACCCAGGCUGCCUCAAGCCCGAGUCCAGUAACUUCAACUUCCAGGCCAACGUAGAUGACGGGUCGUGCCAAAACCCCAACACGAACUUCACCUUUGGGGGAGUCUUCCAGGAAUGCCACAGUGUGUCUGGCAGGGAUGCCGAGGAGCUCUGCCAGGCCUACCGGAUAAAGAACCCGCUGACAGGCAGCUCUUCUUGCCCAGCUAACUUCUCUGCUGCCCUUCUGCACGGCGAGCAACGCACCGCCAGCAAGCCCAAGACGGAGUGCCACCAGCAGUGCCACACCUGCUACCUUUUCUUCUCCUGCUGCGAUACCGUUUGCGGCAUCCGCUACUAUCCCAGUACGGUGAAGUUUAAUGCCUACUGGUGUGCUGCCACGGGCCCCGUCCCCCAAAAUUCAGGUUUUCUCUUUGGAGGACUGUACACUACUGGGAACGAGAACCCGGUUACCAAGACCCGUGCCUGCCCGGCCUACUUCUUCCCCCUGGUGCUGUUUGAUAAUCUGAAGGUGUGUGUCAGCAGCGACUAUGAGAUGGGAUCUCGGUUUGCGGUGCCCUUUGGGGGCUUCUUUAGCUGCCAGUCUGGCAAUCCUUUGGCUGGAUUACUGAAGGGGCAGAGCCCUGGGGUCCUCCAGGAUUUUUUCUACCAGGACUCCCCUACCAAAUACCCCAUGAAAUGCCCUGCUGGGCAUAGCCAACACAAGGCCUACUUGAGCGAUGGCUGCCAAAUCCUCUAUUGCUUGCAGGCCGGGACCCUUUUUGCCCAGCAGCUAGCCCCCCUCAAGCUCCCACCCUUCUUGCGUUCUCCCUCCACAAAUUCCAGCCUUCCCGACACCAUCCUGGUGCAGUCUGACGGGAGCCAAGCCUGGGUGAAAACACAUGACAGCGGGAGCUGGAGGCUGGCCAAUGCCACUGAUAAGAAAGAGAUAGCUCUGCUUUUGGACGGGCAGGAUCAUUCCAAACUCUCAGGGGGCUCCAUCGCUGUAAUCACAAUAACAGUCAUUGCUGCUUUGGCCAUUACCAUGGCUAUCGCAGUUUACAAAAUCCGGCACUUUAAAAGCAGAGGAUACCAGGAGCUGUCAAAUGAACGUCUAGUACAGGAUGAAGUAAACUACGGAGCCGCAGAAACUACUCCAGAUCUCAGUGCUGCCUGAGGCAGCUUUUUACCUGGGCUCCAGAAAUAAGACAUGCGCUUUCAUUGGGGAGUAGGUGCACAGGUAACAGGGGCAGAAUCAUGACUGGUGGGUGAAAGCAAGCAUUAGCAUGGAUGUGGAGCCCUCAUCCCACAAUAAACACCUACCUGAAAGCACAUUGCUUUGUGUGGAUUGUAAAGAUACAUUUGAUAUUACAAAGAGCAGCAAGGGAACCUCUAAACAUUGCUGGACUACCAACUUCCAUCAGAGCCAGGCAGCAGGACCAAUGGGCAAACGGGGUGGAAAAGAAGAGAAAAAACACCAAACAGGGACGUCACAGGCUCUGCCAUCCCUCUGUGAAGAAUGGGCAAGGCAAAGCCCUGAGCAGAAACAACAUUAUAAGGGCCUUGUCAGGUUACUGAGCCUUUUAUAUAUCAGGCUGUUUGACCGUGCUUAUGCUGCUUCACUCUCUGGUUGAUGUGGGGGUUUUAUACUGGAUUUGUUCAUAUAAUUCUAUAGCGCUUCGCCUCAGUUUUUAAACCAAGCAGUUCAUCGUCUCCUAGUACUCUGUUAUGAAGUAAUGCAACAAAUGCACACAAAGCACCCCUCGGGCAGCCACCCAAAGCUUCUUUUCCUAAUGAAAUACAUUCCAAGGUUUUAAAAAAAGACUUUUACAACUU